Messenger RNA from Gavialis gangeticus (Gharial), 1971 nucleotides. RefSeq names its product protein tyrosine kinase 6 (gene PTK6). The transcript has 8 exons. Gene Ontology annotation, molecular function: ATP binding; signaling receptor binding; non-membrane spanning protein tyrosine kinase activity. Lineage: Eukaryota; Metazoa; Chordata; Crocodylia; Gavialidae. The record is from RefSeq and is a predicted model, not a curated record. Bases 117 to 1451 code for a protein of 444 amino acids. Gene Ontology annotation, biological process: cell surface receptor protein tyrosine kinase signaling pathway; cell differentiation; protein phosphorylation. Gene Ontology annotation, cellular component: extrinsic component of cytoplasmic side of plasma membrane.
GCCUUGGUGACCCUCAUCCAAGAGCUCAAGCCUGGGAAGCUACAGCCAUGUUUCCUUUGCUCUGAUGCCCACGAGACCCAGCUUUGGUGGUCACUCAGCUCCUCCACCCGCCCAGCAUGAGCUCCACCAUCUACACCAGCCUCUGGGACUUCAAUGCUAGGACGGAGACAGAAAUCAGCUUCAAGACGGGAGACCUCUUCGAGGUCAUCGGGCAGGAAGGGGAAUGGUGGUGGGCCACGAGAGUGGACGGCUCUGGGAGGCGCCUGGCCGAAGGUUACGUUCCUUACAACUACUUAGCCAAGCAGGAGACGAUGGAGGCUGAACCAUGGUUUUUUGGGAAGAUCUCACGCUCGGAGAGUUUGCACCAGGUGCUGGUGGACAGGAACCCGACUGGGGCCUUUCUGAUCCGUAUCAGCGAGAAGAAAGGAGCUGAAUACGUGCUCUCAGUCCGGGAUGACUCCGUGGUGAGACACUACAAGAUCUGGCGGAGCGCCCAAGGGAAGUUUUACAUGAACAAAACACAGUCAUUCCCGGAUCUGCCCAGCCUCGUGGAGUGCUACAAGGCAAAGAGCCUCUCCCACGGCCUCAAGCUGACCAUCCCCUGCUGGAAGCAACAGCACGAACCUCUCCCUCACUGGGACGACUGGGAAAGACCCAAAGAAGAGUUUAGUCUGUCCAAGAAGCUGGGAGCUGGGUACUUUGGAGAAGUCUAUGAGGGGUACUGGAAAAACAAGGUCAAGGUUGCAAUUAAAGUGAUCCCCAAAGCGGACCUGACCUACCAGCGUACAUUCAAGAACGAGUUCGAGGCCAUGAAGAAGCUGCGACAUAAGCACAUCCUCUCACUCUACGCCAUCUCCUCGGUCGGGGACCCAGUAUACAUCAUCACUGAGCUCAUGCCCAAGGGAAACCUGCUGGAGUUUCUUCGAGAGUCGGAAGGGGAGGACCUGCAGAUGCUCGAGCUGGUUGACAUGGCGUCCCAGGUGGCAGAGGGGAUGUGCUACCUGGAGUCCCAAAAUUUCGUUCACCGAGACCUGGCUGCCAGAAACAUCCUUGUUGGAGAGAACAACACCUGCAAAGUGGGUGAUUUUGGACUGGCCAGGCUUAUCAAGGAUGACGUGUACUUGUCCUAUUCCAAAAAUAUCCCCUAUAAAUGGACAGCCCCUGAAGCCUUCUCCCAGGGACGCUACACCACCAAGUCCGACGUCUGGUCUUUUGGGGUCCUUCUGUUCGAAAUCGUCACCCACGGGCAGAUUCCAUACCCAGGUAUGCAAAACAGUGAGGUUUGCCAAAGAGUCCAAGCCGGUUUCCAGAUGCCCUGCCCACCGAAAUGCCCACCGACCCUCUAUGGCAUCAUGCGCAAGUGCUGGCACCUCCUCCCAGAGCAGCGGCCGACCUUCAAAGAUCUCUGUGGGCUGCUCCAGACUUUCACCAACUACGAGAACCCAGAGUGAGCACUCGACCGGCAACGUUUUAUGCACCAUUUCCUUUCACCUCCUUCCGAGACCUGCAUUUUGGUUAUGCUGGUUCCCUCUGUGACGCGAUACAUGAUGCACCAUGCCGUGCUGGCUAAUCAAAGGCUUUUCAUUGCUUGUUCGUUGGAAAGCAGGAAUACUUCUCAGUUCUUGCAGCGUCCCUCUGGAGUCUGAGUAACCUUCCUGGAAAAGAAGGCAUUUAUGCAGAAGCAAAGACUCGUGGCAGUUGUAGUCAACUGUUUUACUAAACAGCCCUGAGAGAUUCAGGAAGGGAACGGCACAAGACAAACCCUUUGGGGAUGAUUCUCCCAGCAGUUUCCCUCUGUCCAUGCUCCCAAUGCACUUGACCCCUGCCGACCAGGCAGUUGUACGUGCUUGCCGAGCACCCAGAGGAGAUGGUAAAUCUUCACAGCACGCUUGGACGGUAUAAAUGCUUAGUAAAAAUAUGCCAAUGACAUGCAUGUCCCAUAGGAGUCUCUAUUGGACCCCUCCCACUGUG